Capsicum annuum is the source of this 869-nucleotide messenger RNA. RefSeq lists its product as uncharacterized. Gene Ontology annotation, molecular function: protein binding. The record is from RefSeq and is a predicted model, not a curated record. Lineage: Eukaryota; Viridiplantae; Streptophyta; Magnoliopsida; Solanales; Solanaceae.
GACUCCAAAGGAUUAAAAAAGUAAGGGAAAAGAAAAGUAAACAUAAAUCGGGAGUUAAAAUUAUGAAGUUGAUGAUUGAGAAAGAAGAACGUUACAAAUUCUAUAAAAAUACCGGGGAGAAGCCAGAAGACCUGUAUAGUCGAGACAGAUAUAAACAAAUUGGAGCACCUCCUCCCGCACCUCCUGAAAUAGUUGAUGAUACUACAGAGGAAGACGCACCUAGUAACACUGCAACGACCAAGCAAUCACAAACUUCAAGCACAGAUGAGAUUAAGUCAGAUGAUUCCAACUCAGAAUUGCCCACGACCAAGGAGACACCGCUAUUAGUGGCAUCAAAGAUGGGUAUUGUAGAGAUGGUAAGGAGGAUACUCAAAAAGUUCCCAAUAGCCAUUCAAGAUACGGACUCCGAAGAGAAGAACAUACUGCUUUUGGCUGUAGAGCAUAGGCAGACAAUGGUCUAUAAUUGGCUAAUAGGGGAAAAGUAUCCAGAAUACGUGUUUUAUCAGGUGGACAAAUAUGGAAACAAUGCCGUGCACCUAGCUGCGAAGUAUCAGAAUCUCGAGGUGUGGCGCAUCCCUGGUAAAGCUCUACAGUUGCAAGGCGAAAGGAAGUGGUACAAGUAUGUCAAGCACACUUUGCCACAAUCAGAUGUUCGUUAUAACAAGAAAGGUCAGACACCAAGACGGAUCUUCGAAGAGACGCAUGCAAAGUUACUCGUAGAGGGCACCGAAUGGAUCAGCAAAACUGCUGAGUCAUUCUCUGUCGUAGCAGCACUAAUUGCUACAGUUGCAUUCGCUACAUCCGCCACAAUCCCAGGCGGAGCCGAUGAUAAAGGCAAACCACACUUAGAAAAUGAACCUGCUUUUGAC